AUGGCGCAGCAAUCCAGCAUACUGCGAAAGCAUCCUUCUUCGCGAUGGUGGGAUGAGGUAAGUGUUCUUGAGAGCAGGGGGCAUGGCCACAAAUUAUGGUCAUGCAAAUACUACCCAAUGGUGAACAAACUGAGUGGUGUUGAUCGUGUGCGAGCUCAUCUGUUAGGAGAAGGCCCAGGCAGCAAGGAUAUUGUGAGUUGUCCUCUCAUCCCAGGUAACAAGAAAGCGGAUCUGCUCAAUAUGCAAAAGGUUAUUGAUUCCGAGAAAGGGGCAAGGGGGAAGAAACGGCCGAAUGAAUCUGGUGGUGCUUCUAUGAGAAUGGAUGGCAAUGUCCAAGGAUUUCCACCGGUGGUAUCAUCCCAGUCAAGUGGAAGUGGCUGCAGUUCCCUGUUUUUUAGCAAACAGAGUCAAGUCCAUAUUGUUGAUUCGAUGGAUCCUAAGCGGAAGAACCGAGUUGAUGUGGCUAUCGGAAGAUUUUUCUGGAAUGAACACAUUCCAUUUGUCAAGGCUCGGUCACCUUACUUCCUCAACAUGAUACAGGAAGUUGCCAGGCAUGGUGUGCCUUAUGCACCACCAAAAUAUGAUGAUCUCCAGGAUAAGCUUUUGGUGAAAGAGAAACGAUUCAUUGACAUUGAGAUGGCGUCCUUGAGGAAGCAGUGGGAGCAGAGGGGUGCAACCAUAUGCGCAGACGGGUGGGUAGAUAGGAGGAAUCGGCAUAUCAUGGGGCUUGUGGCAUAUAGUCAAGGACGAGGAGCCUUUUUGAAGGCUAUCGACAUUUCCUUAAUAGGAAAAACAGCUGAAAAUACUCUGCGCUGCUGGGAAGAAGGCAUUAACAUUGUAGGUGCAGAGAACGUUGUCAUGGUUGUGACCGAUGGGGAAAAUGCAAACAGAGCAGCAGCAACACUUUUGCAACAGAGGUACCCGAAAAUUCAAUGGGCAGCAUGUUUUGCCCAUUGCUUGAACAAUGCCUUGAAAGACUUUGGUGUACUUCCAUGGAUGGCAACACUUCUGGAGCGUGGAAAGUCUUUGGUGAUCUUCGUUAGAAACCACUCUCAUAUAGUGGCACUGCUGGUGGAGUUUACUCACAAGCGAUUGCUGCGUUAUUGUGAUACCAGGUUCGGCUACAACUUCAUUAUGAUGGAGAGGCUGGUGGAGCUCUGA
Molecule: messenger RNA, 1161 nt
Organism: Selaginella moellendorffii
Lineage: Eukaryota; Viridiplantae; Streptophyta; Lycopodiopsida; Selaginellales; Selaginellaceae
Exons: 1
Coding region: 1-1161 (386 amino acids)
Source: RefSeq, a predicted model, not a curated record